UAGAAGAAAAUGGUGGAGCUUGGAAGCCUGGUCUCUGAGCUGAAUAAACAGGCGAGAAGUUGGUGCUCCCAUUGACGGUGUCAUCUUUCUGGCCCUGUCUCUAUAAAAGCGCCUUAUUUGGGAACAUCAAGUGUGCUAAAGGAUUAUAUUCUGAGUCUGGAAAAGGACCUAGGAGAAGAUCUCACCGUUAAUGUCAGCGUACUCCCGAAUUUCCUGCAGCUCUGCAGUGUGCGUGUACCAGCUGCCUCCAGGCCAACUACACGUGUGAGACAGAUGGGGCCUGCAUGGUUUCCAUUUUCAACCUGGAUGGGAUGGAGCACCACGUGCGCACCUGCAUCCCCAAAGUGGAGCUGGUCCCUGCUGGGAAGCCCUUCUAUUGCCUGAGCUCCGAGGAUCUCCGCAACACCCACUGCUGCUAUACUGACUUCUGCAAUAAGAUCGACCUGAGGGUGCCCAGUGGUCACCUCAAGGAGUCUGAGCACCCUUCCGUGUGGGGCCCUGUGGAGCUGGUAGGCAUUAUCGCUGGCCCAGUGUUCCUCCUGUUUCUCAUCAUCAUCGUCGUUUUCCUUGUCAUUAACUACCAUCAGCGUGUCUAUCACAACCGCCAGAGACUGGACAUGGAAGAUCCCUCGUGCGAGAUGUGCCUGUCCAAAGACAAGACGCUGCAGGACCUUGUCUACGAUCUCUCGACAUCAGGGUCUGGCUCAGGGUUGCCCCUUUUUGUCCAGCGCACGGUGGCCCGAACCAUCGUUUUGCAGGAGAUUAUUGGCAAGGGCCGGUUUGGGGAAGUGUGGCGUGGCCGUUGGAGGGGUGGUGACGUGGCUGUGAAGAUUUUCUCUUCUCGUGAAGAACGGUCUUGGUUUCGGGAAGCAGAGAUAUACCAGACAGUCAUGCUGCGCCACGAAAACAUCCUUGGAUUUAUUGCUGCUGACAAUAAAGAUAAUGGCACCUGGACACAGCUGUGGCUCGUCUCAGACUACCAUGAGCAUGGCUCCCUGUUUGAUUAUCUGAACCGAUACACAGUGACGAUCGAGGGGAUGAUUAAGCUGGCCUUGUCUGCGGCUAGCGGGCUGGCACACCUGCACAUGGAGAUUGUGGGUACCCAAGGGAAGCCUGGAAUUGCUCAUCGAGACUUAAAGUCAAAGAACAUCCUGGUGAAGAAGAAUGGCAUGUGCGCCAUUGCAGACCUGGGCCUGGCUGUCCGCCAUGACGCGGUCACGGACACCAUCGACAUCGCCCCAAAUCAGAGGGUGGGGACCAAACGAUACAUGGCCCCCGAAGUGCUCGACGAAACCAUUAACAUGAAGCAUUUCGACUCCUUCAAGUGUGCGGACAUCUAUGCCCUCGGGCUUGUGUACUGGGAGAUUGCUCGAAGAUGUAACUCCGGAGGAGUCCAUGAAGAAUAUCAGCUGCCAUAUUAUGACCUAGUGCCCUCUGACCCUUCCAUUGAAGAGAUGCGAAAGGUCGUAUGUGACCAGAAGCUACGUCCCAACAUCCCCAACUGGUGGCAGAGUUAUGAGGCGCUACGGGUGAUGGGGAAGAUGAUGCGAGAGUGUUGGUACGCCAACGGCGCGGCCCGCCUGACCGCUCUGCGCAUUAAGAAGACCCUCUCACAGCUCAGCGUGCAGGAAGAUGUGAAGAUCUAAGCCUCUCCCUCCCCUGCACGCAGCCCUGGGCAGCGGGAACUACACAGAGCUGCCGUGUUGAGCGUACGAUGGAGGCCUACCUCUCGUUUCUGCCCAGCCCUCUGCGGCCAGGAGCCCUGGCCCUAAAGAGGGACCGAGCCCGGGAGACUCCCUCACUCCCAUGUUGGGUUUGAGACACAGACACCUUUUAUAUUUACCUCCUAACGGCAUGGAGACUCUGAGAGCGAACGGUGUGGAGAACUCGAUGCCACGACUCGAACUGGCUGUGGUAGGAGGUCCCGCAAAACCCGGUGCAUCUGGAGGGCCGCCGGGGGCGGUGAUGGGCGGCCUGGGAGGACCCAGGAGACGCCGAGCAUCGCCAGUGCCCAGCGCCCAGCAGCACUGAGGGUUUUCCUCCAGGGACCAGCCCCAGCACUCCGAGGUGGUCCAGAGAUGCCGCAAGUACAGCCCCUCUCACAGGCAGCUCUGGGCCCCGGGCUCCCCUCCUCCCUCCCGCGGACAUCCGGAGGGACCUGUCUGUCCAGCCGUGUGUGUGCAUGUGCCGAGGUGCGUCCCCUGUUGUGCCUGGUCCGUGCCACGCCCUUACACGUGUGUGCGUGUGUGUGUGUCCGUGGGUGCGCACUUACCUGCUUGAGCUUUCUGUGCAUGUGCAGGUCGGGGGUGUGGCCGCCACGCCGUCUCUGCGUGCUGGUGCCUCUGUUCCCUCGUGAGCAGCGUCCGGUUUCCCUGGUGCCCCUCCCAGAGGUCUCGCUCCCGGCCUCUCCCCCCCGGAACCCCCAUGCCACAGGGGGGCUCCCUGCCCAGCAGGCUGCUCCGCCCGCCCCUGUGUCAACACCUCCAUUUCAGACUGUGGAACCAAAGCUGGCCCAGUUGUCCAUGUCAGGCGAGGCUUUGGGGUCCAAAUGUGAGGCAGGGGUGGGCGGGGAAAGAAUCUUGGCCGAAGUCUCGGGCGUGGCGGUCAGUGGCAGCCGUGGGAAACGAGCCAGCCCAGGGGCAUCGUCCUCACUGGCAUCAAGGAUGGGCCAAGGGAUUUGAAGCCCAGAUCCUGGGACUCAGAUGGGAAUGUCACAUCUGUCUUUCAUAUCCCAGAUUCUGGAAACAGCAGUGUAUAUUUUUGGUGGUGAUGGGUUUAGGGUGGGGAAGGGGGUCGGGGGUGGGAGGGAGGCAUCUGCUUGGGUCUUUUACUGGAUUAUCUGAUCACGGUGGAGGGAAGAUGUGAGACUUGCACCCACUUCAGGGGCCCUAUGAAGGGGAACAGCCCGAGCCAGAUCUGUUCUUUUAACCUGAGUAUAGUAUUUAAUGAUGUCUAGAAGCACGGUUGUGGGUGGUGGUUUGCUCCGCAUAUCUUAGGUAUAUAAUAACUUUGAAGCCAUAACUUUUAAACUGGAGUGGUUUGGUUUCCUUCCUUCCUUCCUUCCUUCCUCCCUUCUUUCCUCCCUCCCUCUCCCUCCCUUUCUUCCUCCCUCCCUCUCCCUCCCUUUCUUCCUCCCUUUCUUUCCCUCUUUUUCUUUUCUUUCUUUUUUCUUUUCUCUUUCUUUCUUUCUUUCUUCUUUUAUUGGAAGGGUCUGAAUUUUAACUUUUUUUAAUAUUGUUAAGUUUUUAUAAAAGGAAAAGCAUCUCUAUGUGAUGAUUACCUCUCAGUCUUUUUGUUUUUAAAGAAAUUCCUACAAAACAACCACAAAAAAAAAAAAAAAAAGCUCCGGUCCGACGCACAUAGCUCAGCCACACUGGAAGUAUUUGUCCUCGCACCUGAGCCCAUUCCCACUGAGCAGCGAGAGCGCCUCCCUCUUUGCCCUGGAGGUUAGUCUCUCUUGCAUUGUGCCCCCUCCCCCAGCCCCCAGUUCUGUGAGUGGUUUUUGCAUCAGGGCCCGAGCCUUUUGUGUUUGUGCAUCCUUCAGCCGGUCGCACCUUUUCCUCCAGGCCCUUCUCUGGCCGAAGUUUGCUGAGUGCCGGUGGUGCGCCGGGCACGUGCAGUGCCUACGUGAGCAAGACAGGCCUGCAUCCCCCUCUUGGAGCACUGAGGAGGGGCUGAUUCAAGUUAGUGGGUGCCUGUUUCAAGACCAGAUGUUUGUGUAGUUGGUUCUGAGAGCCUUUUGAGCCUGGAAUGACGGCUCUUAGAGAAGACCACCGAGGAGCGGGAUGCCUCCCCACCCCAAAGAGCCCGGCGGUGGGCAGCGAGACCCUCAAUCACUGCAUUCGUCCUGAGCCCCCCUCCUGCCCCCAGGGGAGGCAGAUGAUGGAUGCAGCCUGAGAGCCUGCCCGCCUCCAGCCCAGUGAUUCUCUGCCAAAGCUUGUGGAGGAGGGGCGAGCCUCUCCCUGCUCACAUGGGUCUCCCACACGCUCCUGGUCUUCCUAUUUAUUGUCCCGAUGUGUUGCUUCUUUCCUUGCAUUAAAGGAGAUCUUCGCCUCACCCUUUGGGCCAAUUUACUGGCUACUGACUCAUUUCCCUUGAAUACCAAUUGUGUCAUUAGGGGAACCUUCUUGCCCCACCCCUGCUGAUCCCUCCCGCCCUCCCCUGCCUGUCUGCCCCACAGCAGAACCUGGCAGGGUAGAGGCGGUGAUGGAACGUAGACUCCUGUGCCCCAGUCACAACCAGCCUCUGGGAUCUGCCAACACUCCUCGAUCCAGGGACUCCCGAGCCGCUAGCCUGGUCCCCCGGGGCCCCUUCUGGCCUCACCACACCUUGGGGAAGACUGAGCAGUUUUUUGGGAAGCUCCCACCCCCAUCCCCACCGCUCUUAACACCAAGAGUUAGCAGUUGGAGAGCUGGGGAGAAACUAAAGCCUGAAGCCGUGGUUUUUGGCCCCUGGGGCUAACCCUGAUCCAUAGGGCUACCUGCACCUCUGGAUUCUGGAUUCACAGACCAAGUCCAAGCCCGUUCUUACGUCGCCAUCAAGGCCCCCGAACGGCAUUCUCGGUACUUCUGUUUGUUUUUGUACAUUUUAUUAGAAAGGACUGUAAAAUAGCCACUCAGACACUUUACCUCUUCAGUAUGCAAAUGUAAAUAAGCUGUAAUAUAGGAAAUCUUUGGUUUUAAUAUAAGAAUGAGCCUGUCCAAUUUCUGCUGUACAUUAUUAAAGUUUUAUUCACAGAGCUUUUCUGG
This is a messenger RNA of Ailuropoda melanoleuca (giant panda), 4748 nucleotides long. It is a transcript of the gene ACVR1B, whose product is annotated as activin A receptor type 1B. The transcript is spliced from 8 exons. Gene Ontology annotation, cellular component: plasma membrane; signaling receptor complex. The coding region runs from base 285 to 1646 and encodes 453 amino acids. NCBI's taxonomy places the organism in Eukaryota, Metazoa, Chordata, Mammalia, Carnivora, Ursidae. The record is from RefSeq and is a predicted model, not a curated record. Gene Ontology annotation, biological process: cellular response to growth factor stimulus; protein phosphorylation; cell surface receptor protein serine/threonine kinase signaling pathway. Gene Ontology annotation, molecular function: ATP binding; transmembrane receptor protein serine/threonine kinase activity.